Messenger RNA from Bactrocera neohumeralis, 1694 nucleotides. RefSeq lists its product as uncharacterized. The transcript is spliced from 2 exons. NCBI's taxonomy places the organism in Eukaryota, Metazoa, Arthropoda, Insecta, Diptera, Tephritidae. The record is from RefSeq and is a predicted model, not a curated record. The coding region runs from base 735 to 1499 and encodes 254 amino acids.
UUGCGACGAACUGGACUAAAGUAGAUAUCCAUUACAGCAAUGUAAAUAUCAUGCGAACAAAAUGUGUAGGUAAGAGUUUUCGAAUAAGGGGAUUUUCCAGUUACUACUAUGUAUGUUCAUUUCAACAAUGGUGCUUAGUGUGGUAAAAACAAACAUAUCUUCAAGACAGUGAUUUUGAAACCGUAGUAGAUUAAAUUAGAGAUAGAUUUUUUACAAACAAAAUUUUUUUCUCAACCGUGUAACUUCAAAUCCGUGUAAAAAGAAACCGUGUAAAAAAGAGUUGGGUGUACUUUAAAAGCCGAAAAUAUAAAGCUUAACCCUGGUCGAGACCAAUGGUGCUUGGCUAGGCCAAGUGGUGUUUACAUACAUUUGUAUGGAAAUACGUGUUCAGGGGUGUUGUGGAAUCUGAUAGUUGUCGGAAUCAGAAUUGAAACCGAUCAAAAAACGUAGUAGGUGUCAUGAAUUCAGAUAUUAUUGGUUUGAUGUUCGAAACAGAAUUUGUAUCGGUUUUGGGUGUCAUCGAAACCAAUUUUAUCGGUUUUGCUAUCAGAAAUAAAACAAGAAGAUAAUCGCCAACAGAUUUGAAUAUUCAGUUUAUAUUUCUGUGUGUUGUUAGACGGUUGACAAAAUGUAAGUUAAGAAAUUUAUUUAUUUUAUUGUUACGAAGUAAUUAACUUUAUUUUUGUAGGGGAAAACAUAAGAACAGAACGCAAAAUACGUUUAUAAUUUAAUUUAUGGAAAAAAAUCCUGAUAUCUUAAGAGGAUUUACGAAACGUAAUAAGCCGAUGAUAGAUUCGUUAUGGCAGGCAUUAACUGAAUCCCUUAAUGCUGCAGGUCCUCCACACAAAGACGUAAACGGGUGGAAAAAGGUUAUAACUGAGUGGAAAAGCGAAAUCAAAAGAAAAUUAGCUCACAACAAAAUUGAGAGUCGAGCAACAGGAGGUGGCCCAUUUUCAAAAUAUCAGCUCACUCCAAACGAAGAAACCAUUGUGCGUCUUUGUGGCAUUUCGCAAACUAUAGAAGGCAUAUUAGGCGUUUCUCUUGGUACCCAACCCGUUAAUGAGAAUUUAAAUAUACCAAUUGCAGGGGUGAAUGUAGAUUUGUCUUCCUCAUCGCCAGAGGAACAAAAUAUAAACUUGAGUUAUAAUGCAUCCAAUAGACAAAAAGAUACCGACGAUAUACCCUCCACGUCACAAAGGCAACACGAAAUAAAUGCUAGUGUACCUAGAAGGCAAAAAUUAGAAAGUACAGCAGAUCGCUUAAAACGAUUUUUGGAUGAGGAAGAUAACAAAAAUGGAGAUAUAUUGAAAAAAUUUGAUCAAAUAAUAGAACUGCAAUCUAAAAAUGCUAGCAGCUUGAGGCGUAUAUACCAAGCAAUAGGGAGUAAUAAUAAAACUGUUGGAAGAGCUAUUACUGAAUUGAAAGAUGAGUUUGUAAGUAUAAGUACUCAAUUACUUAAAGCUAUUGUGAAAAAAAUGAGAUUAAAAAAGAACAACUAAAUCUCGAAGUUCUCAAGUUUGAACACAAAAGACAAUAUAACGAAAAAAAAGAUUAAAUAUUAAGUAUAUUAUUUAAUUAAAGAUCCUGAUUGUGAAAUAUACUUAAAGUACCUGAAUUUAUAAGGCUGAUUUUAGUUUAGUCAUGAAGACUGUUAUAUUUAAAAUUAAGAAAUAAAUCCAUUGAGUUACAAAGUA